AUGCGAGGUUAUUUUACUGUUCUACAAGGCUCAUGGUUUUAUACAGCUGGUUUUAUUCUUUAUAGUCCAUUUCAUGAACAUUAUGAUCAAAGUAAAGAUCCUGAUUCACAUCGUACAACAAUGUUAAUCGCAUAUUAUUUUGUUCUCCAUAUAGCUAUUACACUUUUUAUAUUACUUCUCUUCUCUGUUCCAGCUUAUUUAGUUAGUAAACGUCAAUAUCAUACAAUAGAUUUUGCGGAAUAUGGAGAACUUUCAGUAGAAAAUAAUGAAGAUGAAGAAAUGGAAAAAUUCAAUGGUACAACAACACAUAUUUAA
Molecule: messenger RNA, 315 nt
Organism: Adineta steineri
Lineage: Eukaryota; Metazoa; Rotifera; Eurotatoria; Adinetida; Adinetidae
Source: the annotation of a GenBank genome assembly